Molecule: messenger RNA, 7025 nt
Organism: Pocillopora meandrina
Lineage: Eukaryota; Metazoa; Cnidaria; Anthozoa; Scleractinia; Pocilloporidae
Source: the annotation of a GenBank genome assembly
AAAGGCUGCUCCUCGAAAACAAUACUUGAUCAAGACUGAUAUUGGUUCAUCAGUUUAGGAAAGGUAAGGGGACUUAAGAGGGAAUUUAUUCAAAGGAAACAUAGAAAUUAUCGCUUUCUUCAACGAUUUCAAGCGAAAUCACCGAGACCACCUCAUUUAUACGAAUUAGCCGGGUGCAAUUUUCCUUUUUAUCACUGCCAUGGUGGUCGUUAUAUAGCGGCGUAAUAUGUGACUAACAAAGUCUAUAGACUGUAAGAUUUUACGCCACUAUCUGAGUCGGUGCACAUACUGUAAGAUUUUAAGCCGUUAACUAAUGUUGUAACUACACCAGUAACUUACGGCGUAAUUUCUUCCAGUCGGUGAUACAUAUACGCUAGUAACUAACGGCUUAAUUUCUUCCAGUCAGUAUUAUAUAUACCCUUUACGGUGGCUAAUUUACGUUUUCAACUCAGUCGUUAACACUAAAUUACCUAGUAUUGUAUAUACUGUAAGAUUUUACGCCAGUAACAAGCGGCCUAAUUUCUUCUAUUUGGUGAUACAUAUACUGUAAGAUUUUACGCUAGUAACUAGCGGCCUAAUUUCUUCCUGUCGGUAAUGUAUUUAUGUGAGGGUGCGUUCCUUUGGGAGGAUUCGGAUUAGCAUUUGUGAUCCAAGAUCACACAGAUCACGGUGCAUGAAAGGAACGGAGUUUUAGGGUGCGUUCCUUUGGGAGUAUGCACGUAGGUUAUUGAGCUCUUCUCUGAAUGGCUCGUCUAACUGCACGGGCUUUUAGCGCCCACAAUGUGUCUAAUUAGCACUAUUCAUUAGAAGCACAUUUUUUUCAUGAUAAACUCAAACGAUAGAGUCAUCCUGGACAUAUAGUCAACUGCUUUACGGUAAAUACAUUCGCCGUUCGUCAUUUUACAGUCUACUUACAAUAUUUUGAAUUUUGUCCGGUAGAAUCCGAAGAAAUCUUUUUUAGUGUCACGCUUGGAUCUCUACAUACACUGUGUACAGCGGGGUCGGCGAAAAGGACAACGUUCGAAUUUUUUUCACUUUCGAGAAGCACUUGUGGAUUCUAAAUAAGAAAAAAAUAUUUUCCAAUAGAAAUUGGUUUUUGUCAAGGAGAAAUAUGAAAAAAUAUCAGACUUUCGGACGUUUAGUUAUUCGAAGACCGAGUCGGUAGUGUCCGAAGAAAAUUUUCUUAGUGUCACGCUUGGGUCUCUUCGCACUCUGUGUUCAGGGUCGGCGAAACGGACAACGUUCGAAUUUUUUUCACUUUCUAGAAGCGCUUGAGGAUUGUAAAUGAAGGUAGAAUAUUUCCGAAGGAAAAUUGGUAUAUUUCAAAGAGAAAUAUGGAGUUAUUGGAGGACUGUGUCCGGUCGUGUCAUUGAAGAGCUUUUAAGUGUCAGGCGCUUGGAUGGCUUUGUACUCUGUAUACAGGGUUGGCGAAAAACAUUAAGUUCGAAAUUUUGGCUGCCUGUAAGCGCUAGAGGAUUGUAAAUAAAGGAAGAAUAUUUUCGUAUAAAUAUAUUGGAUUUCGAAGAGAAAUAUGGAAAAAUAUCGGACUGCCGGACGUUUAAUUAUUUUAAGACCGUGUCCAGUCACCGGACGUUUAGUCACUUCAUUGCAGGAACGUCAGCGACACUGACAGUUUAUGUUACAAUUCUUAUUUGCUGCUUUGCAUGGACAACAACCUCGACCACUCUUUUGAGCGCAAGCUCCUCUCCACGGGCAGGAAACUUCAACUGACCCUUGGUCCUAUUUAACAAGGAUGGCAAACUUCAAUGAAAAAAAAAAAUGGAAGUAUGAAUUUAAACGUGGUGGAUCAACAUUUUCACCUUCCUCGGAAUACUCGCAAGGAUUUUCGUGUUCCUCUCUAGCAACAACUGAUCCAUAAGCACUUGCUGCCUCGGAAUUUACUAAAUCAGUGUAUUCAUCUGAUUCCAAACCGGAUUGAAACGAAUAGUACUGUUUUAAACAGAAUUACUUUGACAAGCUCACCGAACUCAUCGGAAAAAACGCAGGAGAUAUUUUGAGACAGCGUGACAAGGUUAAAAUAACUGACCAAUCAGAGGCGCUAUUUAAACAAAAGCGGUGGUUCAAAACAAAAACAAACGACCGCGUUGCAUCAAGGUUGGAAAUGGGCCUUUAAGUACGAAUUAUGUACACCACACCAGAAAAUUUCGUUAAAAAUGGUUAAUAGUGAAAAAGUCUUCGGUGCGCCUCGUACUACAGGAAGUAACGUUUUUGUAAAAGUACAGCUGGUCUGAUUCAUGCCUUAGACACAAAUAUACUGUAAGAUUUAACGCCAGUAACUAACGGCGUAAUUUCUUCCAGUCAUAAAUAUAUACACAGUUAGAUAGUCAUAAAUAUAUACACAGUAAGAUUUUACGCCCGUAACUAACGGCGUAAUUUCUUCCAGUCGGUAAUGUUUUAUGUAAGAUUUUUCACCAGUAACUAGCAGUGUAAUUUCUUCCAGUCUGUAAUGUAUAUAGUGUAAGAUUUUAAGCCAGUAACCAACGGCGUAAUUUCUUCCAGGCAACAACGCAUAUACUGUAAGAUUGUACGCCAGUGACUAACGGCGUAAUUUCGUCCAGUCGAUAAUGUCUAUAUGUAAGAUUUUACACCCAGUAACUAACGGCGUAAUUUCUUCUAGUCGGUAAUGUAUAUAUGUAAGCCAAUAGGGAUAGCGGAAUCGAUAUUCCUGAAGCAUAGAUACCCACGAUUAAAUAGCACAACAGCCGAUUUAUGAGGACCUAAGAGGGACCGGAAUAAUAACGAGGAUCGAAAUGCACCAAUAACAGCGUACCAACGUGCAACAAAUAGCGACACGUAAACAAUCGACCUCAUUGCCUGAUGAAGACUAGCAGUAUUGCAGUCUGAACGUCGCGAUCAACAUCAAAAGUGACUCUAUGGUGAGAGAAACGAACAAAGUUCAUCUCCUAUAUAAACUGUGUUAGCCACAUAUUACGCAGUUACGUUUAUUCCCAUCACGUAUCAGACGGUAUAAAUUCUCAGUCUGCAUUUUGUACCCGGUCUGCAUUCUGAAUUUUGUACCAAGUCUGCAUUUUGUACCCGGUCUGCAUUCUGAAUUUUGUACCUAGUCUGCAUUUCGUACCCGGUCUGCAGUCUGCAUUUUGUAUUGACCAGAUUGGUACUGAUGUUUUUCCUCGAGCGAGUCUCAAGUCCGAACCGAAAUAUUAGGGCUCGACUGAAAAAAUUUUUGGUAAGACUAUCUUGGCCGCUAUGAUUGAUGUGUGGACAUGUAUGUUGAAGAGCUCCCGAGGAAAAGCACAAUGAUAGAGCUAUGAUAACUAUAUACCAACUGGAGACGAACGCAAAUGCUUGGCUUAACAAUAUGGCUGUCUCUGAUACCCUUCCACGUGGUCACAGCGAGUGUUGAAAUGAACCCGCUAAGGGUCCCCUAGGUGUGAACAUUUCGGCUUCUCGAUUCAAGUUGCAUCUUUAGAAGUUCGGAAAUGUGAUUUGAGUUUAUCAUUUGUAUUAAACUAUACAAACAUUUUAUUUCUUUCCACGUGACUUUCUGAGCUUCAUCGGGGUUAAUUUUGACCUUUACUAAGUGGGGAGGGGUAUGGUGCGAGACUACUUCCGUUCACGGUCCACAAUGCAACUUCCGUGAACAUCUGCUUUACCACAAUACCUCAUGUAUUGCUUUCAGCGUGAAUGAGCGAGGAAAUUAGCUCUAUUAAAGACUUGAAAUUUACAUAUUAAUGAAGCAGCAUAGGAUAUGUAUGUUUGGACUCAUGUUAACCCAAAAGGUUGGCGGUAAAUAGGUUUGCAAUUAUGUUUUCUAACUUUGAAAUGUGUUUAACUGAGUGGAAAUCAUGCGUGGAUAUAACAUAUAAUGAGGUGUCUCAGCUUAUCACUUUUUGUGCAGUGAUAUUUUGUUUUGGAUAUAUUUUGGUGGUGUUGAGGUACCGGUAUCUAGAGCUCUGCCAUGCCUCCUCAUUCACUGCACUGUUGUGAGUGUAUUUGGAGGGGGUCCUUCAACUACCAUAUUUCCACAACAGUCCCAUUCCUUUUUCGCAAAGGAGGUCUUCCUUGGGAAGAUACUAUUUCAAUUUUCCUUUUUGGGCAGUGUCAACAUAUAUAUAUGGGCUAUUUUUUUGUGGAACUUAAAGCCAUAGGGGCUUAAAAGUGGUAUGAAAUUUUCCUUUAUGAAUAAGGGACCAAAUUUAAUUUAUUACCUUGGGGAGGAGGGAAGGGGGGUUAGAAGAUUUUGGCUUUUGUUGUUAUAAAAUUUAGCUGAUUGCCCCAUAAAGUAAUAGUCCCCCACCCUUCAAUGGUAAGUUUAUAGCAGUCAAUUUUCCUUUAUACCCUAUUAGGGAUGCCUGAUCACUGCACCUUUCCUCCUGAAAAUCCUCCACCCCUCCCCAGGAAAUAAACAAUGUUUGACAGUUUAGUUUAUCUUUGGGGAAGAGGGCUAAGAACUUGGAGUUAAGGGUAGUUUGGUAUUCCUAUGCAAUGUUUAUGGUAACAAGAAUAAAUGAUAACUCGUAGGAGAUUAACCUUUUAACCCAGGAGUGACCAGCAUCUAUUUUCUCCUUACAAAUACCACCCAUUAAGGUCAUGAGAGCAAAGAAAAUGAUCAACAAAUUAACAAGCUCUUUAUUAUUAAACAAAUUCUCUUUGUCAGCAUCUUAAGAAAUGUAUGGAUGACAGUAUGGAGAAUAUGCACACUGAUGUUAGGGUGUUAAGGGCUAAAUCAGAAAUUCGAGAAAUUCAAGAAUAUCUCUGCAAAGGUCAGGUCCACUGCUAACUCCGUGCUUCUCUUGAUGAAGGAUUUGGGUUGGGGCUGAAGAGGAGAUAAAAGACUGACUUAGGCCUUGCUGCGCUAGCGAAAAAGUUGUUAAUUUAGACAAAUUCCUGUCAUCACCAACAUGUUACAUGUGCGACUUGACCAAUUUUGGCUGAGGUGGACAGAUUUUCAAAUGCAUGGCUGAAAAUUUUUGUCUUAGAUAAAAACUGGACGAAAGCAAUAAAUAAGCAAGACUGUGAAAAACUUUCUAAACUUGCCCUGCUUCUCUUUACUCCUUCAGAACCUCAGAAACACGUCAUUUGAUGUCAGUACCAAAUGUUUGGAAAACAUGCAACAUGAGAUCAAAAAUGGUGUUCCUUAACCCUUUUACUCUCAAGAUCUUAUGAGUAAUCUCUCUUACUGUCUACCAUACUAUUUUUAUGAUGUUAGUUCAGAGAACUUGGUGUUGGAUCAAUUAAUAAUCCUCUUAUAGUAAUGAUAAUAUUAUUUUUCUACAUUCUCAUCCCUUGACAAUGUCUGCUUGCUUUUGUAGUGAUAUUGUAAGGAUAAAUUCUGUCUUGGUCACUCACGGGAGCUAAAGGUAAAAAAACCUGUUGGGGGGUUUACCCCUAGUUUUCCAGCCAAGGUUUUAAUAACAAGAAGCUCCUAGUCUCCAAGUCUCAUUUGGAUUGCAUAAUAUUUGAACUAUUUAUUAUAGAAAGUGAGCAGCAUGAUUUCUCUCUCCACUUGACAGUCACUAUAUGGUCAGUCGAUCAUGGCGAGAUGGAAGCUGAUGCUGCUGCCUUUGGUUGUUUCCCUGUAUGCUAUACUGACGACAGUUGAAAGACAUUUAAAGUGCAAUUUGCCUUCGAUUGCUAAUUUGCUGGUUAGUUAAAGUUUCCAAUUCUGACUUUACAACAGUAUUCUUUUGUUUUAUGUUCUCUUUUAUAACCCGACAUCAUUUCAUCUGUCCUUCUUUUUACUUUCGCUUUUUCAUCCCAUCGUUCUCUUCCAAAUGCUUUCUUUUCUCUUUAAAGACCUAAUUCCACCCAUUUUUCCACUUUUUCAGUGUCAAGCUUAUGAAGCAGGGGAAAUCUCUGGACCUUUAUGCCCCGAUCUUUGUGAACAGAAAAAUAUCCAAUUUGGAAAUUGCCUUACAGAGGCGAUGGAAGAUAAAGUUUAUGAAGGCCAGUGGCAUGGAAGAGACGUCAUUUUUAAGGCAAAUCUUCGAUGGUAUACGGACUUCAAUACAUUUCAGAAACAAACAGACGAAGAUGUUGUUCUAAGUUUUCAAGAUAAUGUUUCUUUCUUAGUGGAAACUUUGUUUGGUGAUUGUCCUCAAUGCAACAGGCUUGUGUCGCUGUUUCUAUCCCUUGGUGAUAGCGACAAUGAUGGUAUUGUGACAGCCCCCGAAGUACGGUCGUUGGUGCCAUUAUUGCGCCAGCAAGAACCAUUUAUGUUGAUUGCAUUAAAUAACAGCAAACAGACUGCUGAUUUCCAUGGAUAUUGUGGUGGUCUGUAUGCGACUGAAAAGCUGCCUCUCAUUGUCUCAGAUGUUUUUGGUACACAGUGGAAUUUCGAUGAUUUUAACAUUGUGCCCGAUACAUUUGAACCCUUUCAAGAAAUGGUGAAAAACCUUAUUGCAAAGAUUUUCGACGCAGCCAUUUCUAUCCCGUAUUUUUCUAAAAUUGUUGUGAAUAUACCAACUAUUACAUUGAAUGGUAUUUUAGAUGCCUUUUUCGACUUACGGAUGCCCAAUCGAAAAAAACAGUUCGAGUAUUUCCACUCACUGCUAGACUCUGUAAUGGAUCUGUCCAGUAACCCUUAUGGCAUGUUACAGUCUUGUGACAUGCACCUCGGGAAUUUUGGAAUCGCCAAUAAUUCAGUGGUAAAGGUGAUUGAUUUUGACGCGGUCUUUCCUGUUCAUUAUCUUAGACAUGUCUUGGAGCAAAAGGAAUGUGUUUCUGAUGCUGAUUGCUGGUUUGGCACCAAAGAUGAUUGCCAGUCGUCGUGUGACACUGCUACCAAGAAAUGUACGUCAAGAAUGCAGAAACAAGAUUUGAUCCAUAUCUGUGAGACUCACAUUCCCUUUGUUCUUAAAAGGCCCUGUAACCAGGAGUUUUCGAAAAACAACUCCAUCUGCUCUAAGAAAGUUGUAAGAAAAUUCGAGUUGUUUUGCAAAAGGUUGAGAGUGGUUGACUCACUUGAUCAGCUAAGAAACGAUGUUCUAGCGGUGAAAAAGGAACUCACCCAUUUGGAGAAGGAUUUAUCCAAUAUGUGCUGA